Molecule: messenger RNA, 1154 nt
Organism: Lathyrus oleraceus (garden pea)
Lineage: Eukaryota; Viridiplantae; Streptophyta; Magnoliopsida; Fabales; Fabaceae
Product: receptor-like protein 33
Exons: 1
Coding region: 1-1104 (367 amino acids)
Molecular function (GO): protein binding
Source: RefSeq, a predicted model, not a curated record
AUGGAUGGAUUGGAUGGAUUUUGUGUUAAUGGAUCCAAUUGCCACCCCUACUCUUUACCCAAGACUUUGUGUCAGUGCAAAAAGCUGCAAGUUUUAAAUAUUGGCAGCAAUAGAAUAGAAGACGAAUUUCCUUACUGGCUUCAAACUCUGCAAAAUUUGAAAGUAUUGGUUUUGCGAGACAAUAAGUUGCAUGGUUCCAUUGCUAAUCAAAAGAUCAAUUAUUCAUUUCCCAGUUUAAUUAUUUUUGAUAUCGCAGGAAAUAACUUUAGCGGUCCGCUACCAAAUAUCUAUUUUAAAAAGUUUGAAACCAUGAAAAAUGGUAUUCAAUUUCCAAAAGGAAUGUCAUAUAUGGAAACGGCUUUUAUUCCUAGUGUACCAAUUCAAACACUUAGAUUUAAAUCAACAAAUGGAUCAGAGCAAAAUAAGAAUUACUCUGAUUCUAUUAUUGUGAUAAUGAAAGGAAUCAAUAUGCCAAUGGUAAAAAUUCCAAAAGUAUUUGUAAUUAUUGAUUUGUCAAGAAACAAAUUUGAAGGAGAGAUUCCAAAUGAUAUCGGAGAGCUUCAUUUGCUCAUAGGACUUAAUCUUUCUCAUAACAGACUCGUUGGUCACAUUCCACAGUCCAUGGGAAACUUGACAAACUUGGAAUGGUUGGAUCUCUCCUCAAAUAUGUUGAUCGGUAUGAUUCCUUCCGAAUUCACAAAUCUCAACAGCCUUGAAGUUUUGAAUCUUUCCAAUAACCAUCUUGUGGGAGAAAUACCUAAAGGAAAACAGUUCAAUACAUUUUCAAAUGAAUCAUAUGAAGGAAACUUGGAACUAUGCGGAUUUCCGUUAUCAAAGCAAUGUGGACCCGAACAACAUUCUCCACCUUCACCCAACAAGCUUUGGGAAGAAGAGAAACUUGGAUUUAGAUGGAAACCAGUGGCGAUUGGAUAUGGAUGUGGAUUUGUGUUUGGAAUAGGCCUCGGAUAUUUCAUGUUUUUGAUUGGAAAGCCUAGAUGGCUUGUGAUCAUAUUUGGUGGGAAGCCUAAGAGAAGAGUGAAAAGAAGAACAAGAGUGAGGAGGACCAAUCGUUCAACCAUGAAUCAGAUGAUACAAAUGUCAUAGUUUUAUUGUUGUUUGAUCAACUAGUUUAAUUUUGUGUUGUAAGCUUUGCA